Molecule: messenger RNA, 1023 nt
Organism: Spodoptera littoralis (African cotton leafworm)
Lineage: Eukaryota; Metazoa; Arthropoda; Insecta; Lepidoptera; Noctuidae
Source: the annotation of a GenBank genome assembly
AUGCUGAUAGGGCUCGUUCGGGACUCGGUGAUGCAGUGCUUCUGCCACUCAUGCCGCGCGCCCGUAUUGCCUGCAGCUCACCGACGGUCGGCGCCCGUCAAGAAACCAGUCGGCAAACCGAGGACCAAGCAACCCAAGAAGGUCAAGUUUAUAACUACUGAGAUCCGCUGCCAAGAGAUGUCGAAGGGCGGUCUCGCGUACGAAGUGAUCCUGGCUGAGCCAGUGGGUGUGCCAGUCCCUCGCCGCGCCGACUCACCUGAGAAGACGCCUUCCGUUGAGGAGAUUCAGGAGAAGUUGAAGGCUGCCGAGGAGAGGAGACGUAGUUUGGAAGCCAGCAAGAUGGCGGCGAUUGCACAGAAGAUGCAGAAGAUAGAAGAAGCAUCCCGUAUCCGCAGCGAACAAACGAAUAACUUCAUUGUGAACACCAAGGAGGCUCUGGACGCUAAGAUGGAGACACAUGAGGAGAAACGCGAGGCGUACAUCAACGAACUGCGCGCGCGUCUCAAGGACCAUCUCGAGGGUGUUGAGAAAACUAGGCUGACCCUGGAACAGCAAACGAUGGAGGUUUACAAGGCGAUUGAAGAGAAAAUGAACACCGCCGCCGACAAGCGCGAUGAAAACAUCAAGAAGAUGCUCGAACGCCUUCGUGAACAUGAGGAGCAAGUACGCAAGGUCCGCGCAGGUAACCAUGAGCGUUUCCAGCAACUGGAGAGCGCCAUUCAGGAGAAGCUGCAGCAGGCCGCCGACCGCCGCCUCAUGCUCGAAGCCGAACAAAAAGAGAAACUGCGCAACCAUAACCAAAAGCUAGCCGAGGUGCGUUCUGCCGCUACCGCGAAGGUCGAGGAGAUUACUAAGGACAUCGAGACCAAACUGACCGCCGCCGAACAAAACCGAGAGAAGGAAAUGCAGAAAAAGCUGGACUUCGUCAAAAAGGAGGAGCGACGCGCGGAGCUGGUCCGACAGAACAAGAGCGCGCGCGUGGAGAGCGCGGGCGCGGGUGCGGGCGCCGCCACGUCCGGCUAG